AUGUCUCGAGGGCAGGCAGGCUGGUCGGACGAGCCGUGCACGUCGACCGGAGGCCGAGGCGCGCGUCAGUCGGCAGGACCAUCGUCGAGGACGACGCCGCCCAUUCUCGAGGACCGCACUUCCGGCACCGCGUCGUGCAAAGGUGGAUUCAGGUUAGGCGUUUACGGAUGGAGGAAGAGAUGCUUGUACUCUCUGGUCCUCGCUCUCAUGGUCAUCGUGAUCCUGAACCUGGCGCUCACCUUAUGGCUGCUCAAAGUCAUGGGAUUCAGUUCCGAGGGGAUCGGCUCCCUGAAGGUGGUGCCCGGAGGGAUCGAGCUCAGAGGUCAGGCCGCUGUGCUGGAUGCCCUGGUGGCCUCCAGCCUCAGAUCCAGACGAGGAAAGAAUCUGGUGCUCGAGUCGUGGAGCAACUUCACGGCGUCCGCCAGGUCGCACGAUGGCCGAUUGCUCGCCCGAUUCACCGUCGGCGAGGAUCGCGUGGACUGCGUGUCGAGAGGCUUCCGGAUAACCGACCAACGAGGUGGAAUUCUCUUCUCGGCGGAUAAGGAACAGGUGGUGGUGGGAGCGGAGAUGUUAAGGGUAACUGGCGAUGGGGGUGCUGUUUUCCAGGGCAGCGUUCAAACGCCUCUGGUUAGAGGGGAAUCUGGCCGUGGUCUCAGGCUGGAGUCAGCGACCAGGUCCCUGAAGAUCAGCGCUCCCCAACGAGUGGUAAUCGAAUCCUGGGCGAACGAGAUCUCGGCAUCGUGCCUGACAGACCUGAAGCUUCAAAGCGUGCACGGCGCAAUCAAAUUGGACGCGAAGACUCUCUUCAUGAAAGGCUUGAAGACAGCCAGUCCUAGUCAAGGCCACUCGUCGAGAGAACAGCAGCAGCAACAGCAACAGCAGCAGCAGCAGCAGCAGCAGCAGCAUUCCUCCAGAACGUCGUCUCACCAGAGUCAGAGAGACACGACCAUCUAUCAGUUAUGUGCCUGUGCUAACGGGAAACUGUUUCUGGCCAGGUCCGAAGGAACCUGUCAAGCGGACAAAUCGAUUUGCUAAUACUAAGACGAUCGAGCCAGAUCGCGGAUCGAUCGUUCGAAUGAAUCCUCGUGUAGAAGGAUCCUCGGAACGAUGAAGACAUCAACAUGGUUUUACAUCGGGUUGAAGCGCGGCAUAAACAGAUCGACGAGGCUAAGCUGAACUGCGGCAGACUAUGGCGAUGGAAAUUUCUGUCGCGUGGAAGUAGAAACGAGGUUGAGCGACGUAUGCUAGUCGAAGUCCCGGAGAUCGCCCGAGGCCUUUCGCUUUUCGCAGGUGUUCCCGUUCUAAAGCGACGCGUGGACGCUGGUUCCCACCGCGUUGUCUCGUCGUCGUGAACGACGAGAAAGGUGGGGGAAAAAAGAUGGACGCUAUUAGAGAACCGCGUUUCGUUGGUAAUUCCAGGGAAUAGAAUCCCUCCGAUCAGGUGGAUCGACAAACGACGAAGCUACUACAAAGUGAAUGUAUAUCUUGUAUAUUAACGAAAGUGAUUAUCGGUAGUCAGCGGCUGGUAAUCGAAAUCGUCAUCUCGUCUGUCCCCUCCCCCCUGCCCUGUCGUUAGAUCGAGUCGUUUCCCUUGCUCCGAUUCUCUCCUGUUGGUUUCUUUGCGCAAAAAGAAUCGUUCGCGUGGCCAGUCGAUAGGCAACGAUUUGCAGUUCCUUUGAGCCUGAACGAACGAAACUUCAGAAAGAAGAGGAUGAGAGAGAGAGAGAGAGAGAGAGAGAGAAAAUGUAUUUGAGAAAGAGAGAGAUGUACCUUGCCGUGUUAAAACUAUAGUUUCUAGCGUGCAAAAGAUCUGUGUGUGUUUUCGCUCGGUUCCGGAUUAGAGUGACGCGUCGCGAUUAGAGGAACCUUUAUUUUGGAGCGUGUUUUGCGGUUAAAGGGAGACGCAAGUGUAGUUCACUGUAAAAGGAUCCGGUUGUGUGAUCCAGCUUGCACGCUGUACAUCGGCCAUGUCCAUCUAUUUAUGUAUGUGGCAAUAAAGUCGUUAUUGUUACUAUUAUUACUAAA
Molecule: messenger RNA, 2025 nt
Organism: Frieseomelitta varia
Lineage: Eukaryota; Metazoa; Arthropoda; Insecta; Hymenoptera; Apidae
Gene: Scgdelta
Product: zeta-sarcoglycan
Exons: 4
Coding region: 1-1035 (344 amino acids)
Biological process (GO): heart contraction; cardiac muscle tissue development
Cellular component (GO): sarcolemma; sarcoglycan complex
Source: RefSeq, a predicted model, not a curated record